AACUCUCCCAUUAGGACCUUGUAUGCAAAAGCUAAUUGAGAAAGGCUAGAUUCUCCUUGGUUUGAUAGCUCCUAAUGUUUUGAUAAGUCCAGCCAGCCAUCUGCAGCUACAAACUCCCUGCUGAGUUGCUGGCGGGGAUACAAAGAAACGAAAAACAGCGAAGAAACCACCAUGUGAUGUGAGCCCGGAGUUUUCUGGCAGCCCGGCUGAAGGAGGACCAUAAUCCUUUUCGGAAAUCAUUCUAAAACGGAGCUAUUCGCAAUAAACAUGAAAUUAAAAGCAUGAUGUAGUAGUGAUCCAAAAGGAAUGUGAAUUCUUCUCCAGGACAUGCAGAGACCUGUGGACGAACUAUUUCUAGAUUCUUGCUCCAGCUUUCCUGAGAGUCAGAAUGAUCAAGAGGCACUUAAGUGUGGGUCAGCAAACAUGGGCUCUCCUCUGCAAGAAUUUUCUGAAGAAAUGGAGGAUGAAGAGAGAGACCUUGUUGGAAUGGUUUUUCUCAUUUCUUCUAGUAUUGUUUGCAUACCGACUUUCCUCCAAUUUACAUCAAGUUAAUGACUUUCCUCAAUUGCCUGCAAUGAAUCUGGGACGUGUAGAUAAUUUUAAUGACUCUAAUUAUGUGAUUGCAUUUGCCCCUGAAUCCAAAACAACCCAGGAGAUCAUGGAAAAAGUGGCUUCAGCCCCAUUCAUGAAAGGAAGAAGAAUCAUGGGGUGGCCAGAUGAGAAAAGCAUGGAUGAUUUGGAUUUAAACUACUCUAUAGAUGCAGUAAAAGUCAUCUUUAAUGAUACAUUCUCAUAUCAUCUGAAGUUUGUCUGGAGAGGGAGAAUCCCCAAGAUGAAGGAACACAGAGACCAUUCAGCUCAUUGUCAAGUAAUGGAUGAAAAAGUCACAUGUGAAGGUUCCAUGUUCUGGGAGAAAGGUUUUGUAGCUUUUCAAGCUGCCAUUAAUGCUGCUAUUAUAGAAAUCACAACAAAUCAUUCAGUGAUGGAAGAGCUGAUGUCAAUCACUGGUAUAAACAUGAAGAUAUUACCUUUUGUUGCCCAAGCAGGAGUUGCAACUGAUUUUUUCAUAUUCUUCUGCAUUAUUUCUUUUUCCACAUUCAUUUACUAUGUAUCAGUCAAUGUUACACAAGAAAGACAAUACAUUAAGUCAUUGAUGAUGAUGAUGGGCCUUCGAGAGUCAUCAUUCUGGCUCUCCUGGGGUUUGAUGUAUGCUGGCUUCAUCUUUAUUGUGGCUACUUUGAUGGCUCUUAUUACAAAAUCUGCCCAAGUUGUCGUCCUAACUGGCUUCAUGGUGGUCUUCACCCUCUUUCUCCUCUAUGGCCUGUCUUUGAUAACUUUAGCUUUCCUGAUGAGCGUGUUGAUAAAGAAACCUUUCCUUACUGGGUUGGUUGUCUUUCUCCUUACUGUCUUUUGGGGGAGUCUGGGAUUCACUGCAUUGUACAGACAUCUUCCUGCAUUUUUGGAAUGGACCUUAUGUCUUCUUAGCCCUUUUGCUUUCACUGCUGGAAUGGCCCAGCUUAUACAUUUGGACUAUGAUGUGAAUUCUAACAUCCAUUUGGAUUCUUCCGACAACCCAUACCUAAUAAUAGCUACUCUUUUCAUGCUGGUUUUUGAUGGUCUUCUGUAUUUGGCUUUGACAUUAUAUUUUGACAAAAUUUUGCCCACUGAAUAUGGACAUCGACGUUCUCCUUGGUUUUUCCUGAAUUCCUCUUCUUGGUUUCAACACCAAAGGGCUGAUCAUGUGGCCCUUGAGAAUGAAACAGAUUCAAAUUCUUCAUCCAAUGACUCUUUUGAACCGGUGUCUCCAGAAUUCCAUGGGAAAGAAGCCAUCAGAAUAAGAAAUCUUAAUAAAGAAUAUAGAAAAGGAAAACAUGAAAAAGUAGAAGCCUUGAAAGGUCUGGUAUUUGACAUAUACGAAGGCCAGAUCACUGCCCUCCUUGGUCACAGUGGAGCUGGGAAAACCACCCUGUUGAAUAUAUUCAGUGGACUAUCCGUCCCAACGUCAGGUUCGGUCACCAUCUAUAACCACACACUUUCAGAAAUGGCUGACUUGGAAGGCAUCAGCAAGCUCACUGGAGUCUGUCCACAAUCCAACGUGCAAUUUGGCUUCCUCACUGUGAAAGAAAAUCUCAGGCUUUUCGCUAAAAUAAAAGGGAUUCAGCCACAUGAAGUGGAACAAGAGAUACAACAAAUUUUAAGGGACUUGGAGAUGGAAAAUAUUCAAGAUAUUCUUGCUCAAAAUUUAAGCGGUGGACAAAAAAGGAAACUAACUUUUGGGAUUGCCAUUUUAGGAGACCCUCAGGUUUUGCUGUUGGAUGAACCAACUGCUGGGUCAGAUCCUCUUUCAAGGCACCGUGUAUGGAACCUCCUAAAAGAGAGGAAAUCCAAUAGAGUUAUUCUCUUCAGUACUCAGUUCAUGGAUGAGGCUGACAUCCUGGCUGACAGGAAGGUGUUUAUAUCCAAUGGGAGACUGAAGUGUGCAGGCUCUUCUCUAUUCCUGAAGAAGAAAUGGGGCAUUGGCUACCAUUUAAGUUUGCAUCUGAAUGAAAUGUGUGAUCCAGACAGUAUAACAUCACUUGUUAAACAACACAUCCCUGAUGCCAAAUUAAGGGCACAGAGUGAAGAAAAGCUUGUAUAUAUUUUGCCUUUGGAGAGGACAAACAAAUUUCCAGAUCUUUACAGGGACCUUGAUAGAUGCUCUAACCAAGGCAUUGAGAAUUAUGGCGUUUCCAUGACAACUUUGAAUGAAGUGUUCUUGAAAUUAGAAGGAAAAUCAGCUACUGAUGAAUCAGAUGCUGGAAUUUGGGGAGAGUUACAAAGUAAUAGGACAAAAGACAUAGGAAGCCUUGUUGAGCUGGAACAAGUUUUGUCUUCCUUUAAGGAAACAAAGAAAUCCAUCCAUGGCAUGGCUCUCUGGAGACAACAGCUCUCUGCAGUAGCAAAAGUUCGCUUCCUCAAGUUAAAGAAUGAAAAAAAAACCCUGUUGACCAUAUUAUUGCUUCUUGGUAUCAGCUUUUGCCCUCAGCUUUUAGAGCAUCUAUUCUAUGAGUUAUAUCAAAAAAGUUAUUCUUGGGGACUGGCUCCUGAUAUGUACUUCCUCUCACCGGGACAACUGCCUCAAGCUCCUCUGACCCACUUACUGGUCAUCAAUAAAACAGGGUCAAGUAUUGAUAACUUUAUACAUUCACUGAGGCAACAGAACAUAGCUUUGGAAGUGGAUGCGUUUGGAACCAGAAGUGGCCCAAACGAGCCAUCAUACAAUGGUGCUAUCACUGUGUCAGGUGAUGACAAGGAUCACAGAUUCUCAAUAGCAUGUAAUACCAAAAGGCUGAAUUGCUUUCCUGUCCUCAUGGAUAUCAUCAGCAAUGGGCUACUUGGAAUUUUUAAUUCUUCAGAACGCAUUCAGACUGAUAGAAGUACAUAUUUUGAAGAGCACAUGUCUUAUGAGCAUGGGUACCUGAGUAACUCCUUCUUCUGGAUCCCGGUGGCAGCCUGUUUCACUCCAUACAUUGCGAUGAGCAGCGUCGGUGACUAUAAGAGAAAAGUUUACUCCCAGCUACGGAUUUCAGGCCUCUACCCUUCUGCUUACUGGUUUGGCCAGGCGCUGAUGGAUAUUCCCCUCUACUUCUUGAUCCUCCUUCUGAUGCAAAUAAUGGAUUAUGUUUUUAGCCCAGAUGAGAUUAUAUAUAUAAUUCAAAACCUGUUAGUUCAGAUCUUAUGUAGUAUUGGAUAUGUCUCAUCUCUGGUUUUCUUGACAUACGUGAUUUCAUUCAUUUUUCGCAAUAGGAGAAAAAAUAGUGGUAUUUGGUCAUUUUUCUUCUUAAUUAUCACCAUCUUCACAAUAGUUGCUACAGAUAUAAAUGAAUAUGGAUUUCUAGGGUUAUUUCUCUGCACUAUAUUAAUACCACCUUUCUCACUGAUUGGUUCUCUGUUCAUUUUCUCUGAGAUUUCUCCUGACUCUAUGGAUUACUUAGGGGCUUCAGAACAUCAAAUCGUGUUCCUGGCACUGCUAAUACCUUACCUUCACUUUUGCAUAUUCAUUUUUGUUCUCCGGUGUCUGGAAGUGAGCUUUAGAAAGAAAUCAAUGAGAAAAGAUCCCGUGUUCAGAAUUUCCCCAAGAAGCAGUGGCAUUUUUCCAAACCCAGAAGAACCCGAAGGAGAGGAUGAAGAUGUUCAGAUAGAAAGAAGGAGAACCACAAAUGCUAGGACCAUUGCAGACUUUGAUGAGAAACCCGUCAUCAUUGCUAGCUGCCUGCGGAAGGAAUACACAGGCAAGAAGAAAGACUGCUUCGCUAAGAGGAAGAAAAAAGUGGCCAUAAGAAAUGUCUCUUUCUGUGUUAAAAAAGGUGAAGUUAUAGGGCUCUUAGGAUACAAUGGAGCUGGCAAAAGUACAACUAUUAAGAUGAUAACUGGAGAUACAAAUCCAACCGCAGGACAGGUGAUUUUGAAAGGGAGCAGUGAGGGGGAUUCCCUCGGGUUCCUGGGAUACUGUCCUCAGGAGAAUGUGCUCUGGCCCAACCUGUCAGUGAGGGAACAUCUGGAGGUCUUCGCUGCCAUCAAAGGGUUGGAGAAAGGGGACGCAACAGUCACCAUCACACGGUUGGCGGAUGCGCUCAAGCUGCGGGACCAGCUGAAGCAGCCCGUGAAGGCUUUAUCUGAGGGAAUAAAGAGGAAGCUCUGCUUUGCGCUGAGCAUCCUGGGAAAUCCAUCGGUGGUGCUUCUGGACGAGCCCUCCACCAGCAUGGACACCGAGGGGCAGCUGCAAAUGUGGCAGGCGAUCCGGGCCACCUUUAGGAACACGGAGAGGGGCGCCCUCUUGACCACCCACUACAUGGCAGAGGCGGAGGCCGUGUGUGACCGCGUGGCCAUCAUGGUGUCUGGAAGGCUGAGGUGUAUUGGUUCCAUACAACACCUGAAAAGCAAAUUUGGGAAAGAUUAUCUGCUCGAGUUGAAGGUGAAGAACCCUGCCCAGGUGGAGCCCCUCCACUGUGAAAUUCUGAGACUUUUCCCCCAGGCUGCUAGGCAGGAAAGGUACUCCUCCCUGAUGGUCUAUAAGUUGCCCGUCAAGGAUGUGUGUCCCUUAUCGCAAGCUUUCUUCAAAUUAGAGAUAGUUAAACAGAGCUUCGACCUGGAGGAGUACAGUCUCUCCCAGUCCACCCUGGAGCAGGUUUUCCUGGAGCUCUCCAAGGAGCAGGAGAUGGAUGACUUUGAUGAACUUGACUCUUCGGUGAAGUGGAAGCUUCUCCCACAGGAAGACCCUUGAAGUCCCAAAUACCCUAUUUUUUAAAAAAAUCUUAUGCCUCUUUUUAAAUAUAAUAUUUUAUAUCAUUAAUAUAUCUUAUCUCAGAUAUGAUACAAAAUGCUUUUGGAAUUCAUGUCACCAUUUUUCUCAAUAACAUGACGUCUAUCAGGACUAAGGAGGAAAGUCAGUGAGAACAAUCUUGAAACUGACCAUGGGGGCCUCUGUGCCAACAACUAAACCCCACGUGUCAUAGGGAAGUAAAUUAAAAAUGCAUUUGUUACAAAAUGUUUGGGCUUCUCAAGAUGAUACAGAGAUUGCUUUAUUUUCUUUGCUUAAACAUCAAAAUAUUGAAUAUUUUCUUAUCCUUUUGAAUGAAGUAAGGACAAAGUAAGACCCAAUCUUGAUUUAGGGGGGAUAGAGCCAGUGACUGCAGAAUAACAUGGUAUUUGCUUUUUUUUUUAAGUUUUUAUUUAAAUUCCAAUUAGUUAACAUGCAGUGUAAUAUUAACUUCAGCUGUACAAUAUGGUGACACAGCACUUUCAUACAACACGCACCGCUCAUCCCAACAAGUAUUUGCUUUCUGUAAUUCAGAGUUUGUUUGGUUCUUUUUUUUUUUUCAGCUUAUUCAUAAUACAUGGAUUUUCCUUUUCUGUCAUUUUUCACAUUUUAUAUUGUACAGUCUAUGUUCUGUCUAUUGUGACUAUCAAGGAAUUUGAAAACCUGUUAAAAUAAGUAAUUUCAGUAAGAAUUUGAAUAAUCAAUUUGAUGGAAGUUUAAAAAUGAUGUAUCUCACAAUUUUGAAACAUAUUUAUGAUUUGAUAGGUUUUCUUAUGAUGUAAGGGUAUAGCAGAUCUUAAUUUCUCAUGUUUAUGUGUCUUAUGACUUCUUUAACUGGUGACCUUCUAAAUACCUUAAAAUCUGUGCAAUAUACUUAUAUGUUCUUAUUUAGGUAAG
This is a messenger RNA of Lontra canadensis (Northern American river otter), 6196 nucleotides long. It is a transcript of the gene ABCA9, whose product is annotated as ATP binding cassette subfamily A member 9. Gene Ontology annotation, cellular component: intracellular membrane-bounded organelle; membrane. The transcript has 39 exons. Gene Ontology annotation, biological process: lipid transport; transmembrane transport. Gene Ontology annotation, molecular function: ATP binding; lipid carrier activity; ABC-type transporter activity. NCBI's taxonomy places the organism in Eukaryota, Metazoa, Chordata, Mammalia, Carnivora, Mustelidae. Bases 389 to 5263 code for a protein of 1624 amino acids. The record is from RefSeq and is a predicted model, not a curated record.